AUGGCCUCUACAUUACAAAACACUACUACCACUUUGAAAUUAAACACUGGUGCUUCAUUGCCUAUAUUAGGUUUAGGUACUUGGAGGGCCACCGACGACCAAGAGGGUUACAACGCCGUAAAAUCUGCUCUAGAAGCCGGUUACAGGCACAUUGACACUGCUGCCAUCUAUCAAAAUGAAGAAGUUGUCGGUAGAGCUAUCAGAGAAUCUGGCAUUCCAAGAGAUGAAAUCUUCGUUACUACCAAAUUAUGGGGUACACAACACCGUGAUCCAGCUGCUGCUUUGGAUCAAUCUUUGGAAAGAUUGGGCUUAGACUAUGUCGAUUUAUAUUUAAUGCACUGGCCAGUCCCAAUGGAAGCUAAAUACAGUAAAAGCAGCAGUUUAUUAGAAUUUCCAUACCGUCCAGACGGAUCUCUAGCUGUCGAAAGUGACUGGGAUUUCAUCAAGACUUGGGAAUUAAUGCAAGAGUUACCAAAGACUAAAACUAGAGCCAUCGGUGUGUCAAACUUUUCCAUCAAUAAUAUUAAUGAUCUAUUAAAAUCUCCAGGUAACAAGAUUGUCCCGGCCGCUAACCAAGUCGAAUUACACCCAUUACUACCUCAAGCAGAACUUGUAACCUUUUGUCAGGAAAAGGGUAUUGUAGUUGAAGCCUAUUCACCAUUUGGUAGUGUUUCUGCUCCAUUACUCAGUGAACAAGCCAUCAUUGAAGUUGCCAAGAAACAUGACGUAUCUGCAGCUCAAGUCAUUUUAAGUUGGCACAUCAAGAGAGGCAUUGCUGUCUUACCAAAAUCAGUUCACAAGGAAAGAGUCGUCUCCAACUUCAAAACUUUCUCUUUACCAGAAGAUGAUUUUGCCACAAUUAACAAUGUAUCCAAGGAAAAGGGUGAAAAGAGAGUUGUAAAUUUCGACUGGUCUCCUUUCAAGAUCUUCGAAUAA
This is a messenger RNA of Kazachstania africana CBS 2517, 936 nucleotides long. RefSeq lists its product as uncharacterized. The record is from RefSeq and is a predicted model, not a curated record. Gene Ontology annotation, cellular component: cytosol. Lineage: Eukaryota; Fungi; Ascomycota; Saccharomycetes; Saccharomycetales; Saccharomycetaceae. Bases 1 to 936 code for a protein of 311 amino acids. The transcript has a single exon. Gene Ontology annotation, molecular function: aldose reductase (NADPH) activity.